AUGUCCAGCUCAGACGCUCCACCACCAACAAAGCCAAAGCAAAUCAACUUACUGCGCGGAUGGCCUUCACCACAUCUCCUCCCCGCAGACCUCCUCUCAGCAGCCUGCCAGCGCGUCCUGGCCGACCCCGUCGAGAGCGUCCCCAUCCUGCAAUAUGCCCCUGAUCCGGGCUACCAGCCGCUGAGGGAGAGGCUGGCCCAGUGGCUCGGCCAGCAUUACGGCGUGGAGCCGGAUGCCAAUCGUAUUUGCAUCACCGGCGGCGCAAGCCAGAACCUGGCCUGCAUCCUCCAGAGCUUCACGGAUCCGCAUUACACCCGGGCUGUGUGGAUGGUUGCGCCUUGCUACCACUUGUCGUUUGGCAUGUUUGAGGACGCAGGCUUUGCGGGGAGACUGAGGGCGGCGCCGGAGGAUGACGAGGGGCUUGAUGUUGAGGAGCUGGAGAGGAGACUGGCCGCUUGGGAGAGCGCAGAGAAGCUUGGGUCACAUCAGGAGCCCAAGCCAUUCAAAAACCCUGGCCCGUAUAGAAAGCUCUAUAGGCACAUCAUUUACGUUGUGCCAACUUGCUCCAACCCGUCAGGAAAGACGCUAUCAGUCCAGCGACGCGAGAGCCUUGUCAAACUAGCUCGAAAGUACGAUGCUCUCGUUGUCUGCGACGACGUCUAUGAGUUCUUGCAGUGGCCACUCGAGGGGCCUACUACUGCUCAACGGCCGCCAGAAAUGAGGCUCCCCCGCCUGUGCGAUAUCGACAUGUCACUGGGUCGGGCGGAAAUCGACCCUCAAGGCUUUGGACACACAGUGAGCAAUGGAUCCUUUAGCAAGAUUGCGGGACCAGGUGUCCGGACGGGAUGGGCAGAGGGUACUCCGGCCUUUGCUUUAGGACUAUCCAAGACGGCAUCUUCCAUGUCUGGCGGUGCUCCAAGUCAGCUCUGCGCCGCGAUGCUGGCCGAUUUGCUUCGGACUGGCGAGCUGGCCAACUUCAUCGACACAAAGACUCGGCCGGCGUUACAGAGGCGACAUAGGAUUAUGAUGAACGCUGUAAAACAGUACUUGGCCCCUCUCGGUGUUGUAUCACAGGAAUCCAGCAUCCAGGGCCAGAGCAUUUAUGGUGGCUAUUUCGUAUGGCUUACACUAACCCAGGGACCCUCAGGACUGCUAGUCUCAGAUGCUGCGUUGAGAGAGGAGAACAUCGUUCUUGGAAGAGGAAACAUGUUUGCGGUUCGAGGGGACGAAGAAGGCGCGAAAUUUGACAACGCAAUCAGACUCUGCUUCUCCUGGGAGCCCGAGGAGGCACUGAUUGAUGGCGUCCGGAGGCUUGGGCUCCUGUUGCAACGCAUGCAGGCCAAUGUCGGUUAUUAUGAAAAAUUAGUAGCGGGAGUCACAGACAGUGAUCGUCCAGUCAGUAGUUGGGUAUAA
This is a messenger RNA of Trichoderma atroviride IMI 206040, 1413 nucleotides long. RefSeq lists its product as uncharacterized. Lineage: Eukaryota; Fungi; Ascomycota; Sordariomycetes; Hypocreales; Hypocreaceae. The record is from RefSeq and is a predicted model, not a curated record. Gene Ontology annotation, biological process: biosynthetic process. Gene Ontology annotation, molecular function: pyridoxal phosphate binding; L-2-aminoadipate:2-oxoglutarate transaminase activity.